This is a messenger RNA of Polyodon spathula (Mississippi paddlefish), 2529 nucleotides long. RefSeq names its product vesicle transport through interaction with t-SNAREs homolog 1B-like. Gene Ontology annotation, cellular component: SNARE complex; ER to Golgi transport vesicle membrane; endoplasmic reticulum membrane. Gene Ontology annotation, biological process: vesicle fusion with Golgi apparatus; retrograde transport, endosome to Golgi; intra-Golgi vesicle-mediated transport. The transcript is spliced from 6 exons. Gene Ontology annotation, molecular function: SNARE binding; SNAP receptor activity. The record is from RefSeq and is a predicted model, not a curated record. The coding region runs from base 99 to 776 and encodes 225 amino acids. Lineage: Eukaryota; Metazoa; Chordata; Actinopteri; Acipenseriformes; Polyodontidae.
ACGUGCAGGACCCCGCUGUCAUGAGAAGUGCUGAGGCGCUUGUUAUGUUUUGUGAGUUAUUAUUUAGCGAGUAAUUGUGAAUAAAAAUAUCUGUUAAAAUGUCUUCAGAGGAGUUCGAAAAGCUGCACGAUAUGUAUAAACAAAUUUACAAUGACCUGAAGUCGAUGCCGGAGAUAGCAGCAAAAUGUCGCGGAGAGGAAAAGAGGAGAGUUGUCAGAGAGUUUGAUGAAAAAAGCGGAGAAGCAGAGGAAGUGCUCAAAGGAAUGGAUGAAGAGUUGCUCUUGGCCCCGUCCUCCUUCCGUAACCCGAUGUCCACUACGAUGCGCAUGUACAGGAGGGACCUGGGCAAGCUGCAGAGGGACAUGAAGAGCACUGACCUGGGCCUGGGGUUUGGAGCUCUGGGGGAGUCCAAGUAUGGAGCCUACAGUGCCGAGAACGAGCACAGUACACAGCUGCAGUCCCAGCGAGCCCUGAUCCUCCAGGGCACAGAGUCCCUGAGUCGAGCCACGCAGAGUAUAGAGCGCUCACAUCGGAUAGCAGCCGAGACUGACCAGAUCGGCACGGACAUCAUCGAGGAGCUGGGGGAACAAAGGGAGCAGCUGGACCGCACCCGAGACAGACUCGUACACACCGGUGAAAACCUCAGUCGAAGCCGAAGGAUCCUGCGCUCUAUGUCCAGGAGACUCAUGACAAACAAGCUCCUGCUGUCUGUCAUCAUCAUCAUGGAGCUGGCUAUCUUGGGAGCAGUCGUGUACCUCAAGUUCUUCCGGAAGUGAAGUUGCUUUUAGAGACACUUGUUCCUGUGUGACAAAUCUCUGGACCUUGGAAGUAACCAGGGAGAGUUCCUGAGCUAAAACUGGGACGAAAGUCUGUCUAGGAGCACAGGCACAUUUGGAAAGAGCAUGUGAAUAUUAUGAUUUUUUGCAAACAGCUGGAAUCAUCAUAGAAGAUUUCAAACCAGUGUUUUCAAACUGGAACUGAAGCAACUUUGAGCAAAAUGUGUACUCGAGUCUAGGCAAUUCAACUCUUAAUCUUCGGCACCAGUGACAGACAUUAAGUGCAGCGUACUAUGCUUCAUUGUGCUCCAAGGCUUGUAUGGUUUUUGUGCCUGAGACGAAUUUGCUGACACAAUUGAUAGAUUCACCACUGAGAGACAAAAGGUUGUUUAUAUCAUGAAUGUGCAUAUUUUCCUUGUUGAAAACUUAGUGUACAUAAAUAGCAAACUAGAUUAAAUGCAGUCUUAGUCUUAAUUAAAAAAAAAAAUAAUAAUAAUAAUUUAUUUAUUAUGUCCAAUUAUUAUUUUACCCUUGAUUUUCUCCCAGUUUGGAAUUUUUCCCCACCCAGUUCAGAAGAACUGAAGGCUCAGUGGGCAUACUCAGAACCAACGGCCAAGCCAGCUUUCUUUUUCACCCAGGAACUCGAGAGCGGAUGUCUCCGAGCUACAUACCUCAGGAGCUCCUGCAGCUCACUGGGCGCCUGGCCAGCAGAGUUCACUGUAGUACAAUGAGAAAAUCCCUGCCGAUUUUGCUUCCCUAACUCACGGGAGCUCAAGAGCCAAUGUGAUGCUCCCUUCAGAGUCACCAGCGAAGACUGGCCAGGACACGAACCUGCACUGUAUGACUCGCCUUGCUGCUGCGCUUUUAACAAGUGCAAAAACUUAGUGGCCCUGGCACACUUUAAUCACCAAGUCCCUUAAAGUGGGGUAUCCAAACUGGGGGCCUGGAAAUAGUUUUGGGACAGCUAACAAACCAACGGUCACCAAGCUGGAGGAGUGCUGAUUUACGUUAGGAGCUUAUUUCAAUUCUAACUCCUAUUCUCAUUUCCAGUGCCACUGUGAACAAAGAAGUACCAUUAUACAACACAAGGCAAGCAAAAUGUCACGUGUCUAUGGAUUCAUUGAGUGGGUCCUCAGUCAGGAUGCCUAGUUUGGUAGCACCAAGUAGGAGCUGUGAUGCCAUCUAGUGAGGGCCCUGGGAAGUACAGUGGUGCACAACAGGUAUCAGGUAAAAUUGUUAACUGCUUGAUAAGUACAACUUGUGUUUCCCUAACACAGCAAACCAUACAGUACCGAUGCACUUGCAAGGGUGCGUGCUCGUAACUCUAUCAAUAGCCAGAGGCAGGAAGUUUAAAGAGAACAAUUUAUAAUAACUAUUGGAAAUUGUGCUUUUUUUGUUGUUGUUCUCCCAUCAUUACAAAGGCACAUACAUAACCCAAGUCAAUCGCUUUCAUUGAAACAAACAUCCAUACACGAAGUAUUAAAACAGUUCAGUGGCAGACUAAUAAAAACGCUGAUGGUACUGGACGAGUUUGGUGCGCAAUGUGGAUAGUACUUCACAUUUCCCAUUCAUAGUGAUAUGCUAUCAUAAAACUAACAGAAAUUGUGUAUUUUGGUCUUUGUCAUAUUCAUUGUAGCUAAUGUUCACUAAAUGCUUGUAUUUCACAUGUUUUCUUGAAUUAUCUUCUGUUAAGUAUAGGGUGCCAAUACUUUUGUCUGCGACUGUACUGUUUCAGUAAAACUUCUAUGGAUGU